GGCUGAUAGAGGAGCGGUAGAGACCGGUGCCUGCGUAGGGGCUCCCGGAGCCGAAGGUCGUGGGUCUGAAAGAAGGGUACCAUCAGCGGCAGAAGAGAUCCGGCUGUAGGAUGGUGGUGCAGUGCAGAGCUCCGCGCAGGCCUCUUAAAUGUCCGGGCCCUCCAGAGGACAUGGCAUUAUAGGAAGGUGUAAAGGUCACUUUGCAGAGACCAAAGCAUUUUCCAGGGAGAGAGCUUAGAACCAGAGGGAAUGGCCCCUGGCACCCGGAGACCCUCAUCCCAGGUCCUGUGUUAAGGUGUGGAGAUUCAAAUAGAAAAGAAGAAAGACUGUCCUGUCCCCACGGAAUUUACAGUUUCAAGGAAUUGGUGACAUUCAGGGAUGUGGUCGUGGACUUCCCUGAGGAGGAGUCGUGCCUCUUGUACCAUUCUCAGGAAGAGCUUUACAAGGAGGUCAUGUUGGAGAAUAUCCAGAACCUUCUCUCCCUGGUGCUGACCUCUCUGCUUUCUGGGAGCCAGCUCUGCAGAUGCAGGUGCCGGGUCAGCUUGUAGAGCCCAACGCCUAGAACCAGAGGAAAUGGCCCCUGCCACCCUGAGACCCUCAUCGCAGGAGUUGGUGACCUUCAAGGAUGUGGUUGUGGACUUCACUGAGGAGGAGUGGUGCCUCUUGGACCAUUCUCAGAAAAAGCUGUACAUAGAGGUCAUGCUGGAAAAUAUCCAGAAUCUGCUGUCCCUGGAUGUGGAGAACAAGUUUGAAGUAAAUGAGAUGCCUAGAAAGGUGUGCCUAUUUAUGGAAGAAUGUGACCUACGAAGAUUCAUGAGUGAAGCUCCAUGGAACUUCAGUUUGAGAGAAAUUCAUGACUUUAUUCUCAAAGUAGAUAGAAACCCAAAGAGUGACUGUGACUUGGAUGAAAUUGGAAAGAGAUACAGACAGUCUUCUAUCCUAAGUCACUGUAAGAAAAUGACCUCAGGGAAUGACUGUCCUCCAGACAUUGAAUAUAGGAAGUGCUUUAUAGAACAUGUAAAGUUUUUACAGUCUGUGGAGAAGGCUGCUGGAAUGCAGAUGUGUCCCGGUAAUCAAUGGGAGAUGGCUGUGAGCUGGAGUUCAGACAUCAAUAAACAUCAGAAAAAUGAUACUGAGGAAAUGCUUUGUGUAAGUAGUGAAGGUGGGAAGGCCAUGAGUCAGAAUUCUGAGCACAUUAUACAGCAGCAAAUUCCUGUUAGAAAGGAAUCUGUUGAAUACAAAAAGCGGGAAGUUCAGAGAAUCCACACUGGAGAGAAACUUAAUGAGUGUCAUCAAUGUGGAAAAACUUUCACACAGAGAUCCAGUUUUAUUGCACAUCAGAAAAUCCACCGUGGAGAGAAGGCUUAUGAAUGUAAUCAGUGUGGAAAUGGUUUCACACAAAGGUGCAAUCUUGCUACACGUCAGAAAAUCCACCAUGGAGAGAAGUCUUAUGAAUGUAAUACGUGUGGGAAGGCUUUCACACAAAGGGGCAAUCUUACUACACAUCAGAAAAUGCACCGAGGAGAGAAGCUUUAUGAAUGUAAUCAGUGUGGAAAGGCUUUCACACAAAGGUGCAAUCUUACUACACAUCAGAAAAUCCACCGUGGAGAGAAGCCUUAUGAAUGUAAUCAGUGUGGAAAGGCUUUCACACACAACUCUAUUCUUGUUUUACAUCAGAGAAUCCACAGUGGAGAGAAACCCUAUGAAUGCAAUGAAUGUGGAAAGACUUUCAGACGUAGCUACAGUCUUGCUGCACAUCAGAAUAUCCACACUGGAGAGAAACUCUAUGAAUGCAAUGAAUGUGGAAAGACUUUCACAUACAGCUACAGUCUUGCUGCACAUCAGAGAAUCCACACUGGAGAGAAACCAUAUGAAUGCAAUGAAUGUGGAAAGACCUUUACACACAACUACAGUCUUGCUACACAUCAGAGAACCCACACUGGAGAGAAACCCUAUGAAUGCAAUGAAUGUGGAAAGGCUUUCAUGCAGAGCUCCCAUCUUACUAAACACCAGAAACUCCACCGUGGAGAGAGGCCUUAUAAAUGUAAUCAGUGUGGAAAGCCUUUCGCAAAGAGCUCCCAUCUUGCUGCACAUCAGAGAAUGCACACUGGAGAGAAACCCUAUAUUUGCAGUGAAUGUGGAAAGACUUUCACACACAGCUACAGUCUUGUUAUUCAUCAGAGAAUCCACACUGGAGAAAAACCAUAUGAAUGCAGUGAAUGUGGAAAGUCUUUCACACACAGCUACAGUCUUGCUGUUCAUCAGAGAAUCCACACUGGAGAGAAACCCUACGAAUGCAAUGAAUGUGGAAAGGCUUUCACACACAGCUCCCAUCUUGCUAGACAUCAGAAACUCCACAGUGGAGAGAGGCCUUAUGAAUGUAAUCAGUGUGGAAAAGCUUUCACACAAAGGGGCAAUCUUGCUGUACACCAGAAAAUCCACACUAGGGAGAAGCCUUAUGGAUGUAAUCACUGUGGAAAGGCUUUCACACAAAGGGGCAAUCUUACUAAACAUCAGAAAAUCCGCCAUGCAGGGAAGCCUUAUGAAUGUAAUCCGUGUGGAUAGGCUUUCACACAAAGGGGCAAUCUUACUAAACAUGAGAAAAUCCAUUCUUGUACAUCAGAGAAUCCACACUGGAGAGAAACCCUAUGAAUGCAAUGAAUAUGGAAAGGCUUUCCCACAGAGCUCCAAACUGGAGGAUCUGAGAGCUGGAGAGUCUUGUGAGUGAAACCUCCAGGAGACUAGUGUCACCAGACUGAAGAGUACAUGUAGAGGAGAAAGGUGUGAGAAGGCUGAAAAGGUAGCAGAGGGCUAAAUUUGGCAGGGUGUUGGAUGCCAAGCAGAGUAUUUCGUAUAUGCUCCUGGAAGCAAUAGGGAGCCACUGGAGUUUAUGGAGUGGGGAGGGGGCUGGCAUGGUCAGACCUGCACAUUAGGGAAAUGACUUUGAGGCUGGACUAGAAUAAGGAAAGAUAUGAGGCAGGCUUGUCAAUCCAGAUGUUGAUGCUUUCCUGAUAACUAUGAAUUGUGAUUUGGUCUGUUUAUAUUGUGUAUGUUUGUAAUUAGUUUGUACUUGCUCAGAAGUUCAUGUUGCUACCUUUUCCCCCAAACUAAGUGAAUGAUAUUUGUAUGUUGGAUUAAACUAAAAUUGUUAACCCCUUAA
Molecule: messenger RNA, 3160 nt
Organism: Trichosurus vulpecula (common brushtail)
Lineage: Eukaryota; Metazoa; Chordata; Mammalia; Diprotodontia; Phalangeridae
Product: zinc finger protein 883-like
Exons: 9
Coding region: 574-2565 (663 amino acids)
Biological process (GO): regulation of transcription by RNA polymerase II
Molecular function (GO): RNA polymerase II cis-regulatory region sequence-specific DNA binding; DNA-binding transcription factor activity
Source: RefSeq, a predicted model, not a curated record